Messenger RNA from Lacerta agilis (Sand lizard), 775 nucleotides. RefSeq names its product transforming protein RhoA-like. Lineage: Eukaryota; Metazoa; Chordata; Lepidosauria; Squamata; Lacertidae. Gene Ontology annotation, molecular function: GTPase activity; GTP binding. The record is from RefSeq and is a predicted model, not a curated record. The coding region runs from base 94 to 675 and encodes 193 amino acids. Gene Ontology annotation, cellular component: cleavage furrow; dendritic spine. Gene Ontology annotation, biological process: stress fiber assembly; small GTPase-mediated signal transduction; cell migration. The transcript has 5 exons.
GGGGGCUGUGAGGGGGCUGCUGUGGAGAGUCCGGGCGCCUGCGAGUGAGCCGGGCGGAGCCGGCAGUGGAGGCCGCCGAGAGAAGCGGGAGAGAUGGCUGCCAUACGCAAGAAACUUGUCAUUGUAGGAGAUGGAGCAUGUGGAAAGACCUGCCUCCUUAUUGUCUUUAGCAAGGACCAAUUCCCAGAGGUCUACGUCCCCACCGUCUUUGAGAACUAUGUGGCUGACAUCGAGGUGGAUGGAAAGCAGGUAGAACUUGCCCUGUGGGAUACAGCUGGCCAAGAGGACUAUGACCGCCUGAGACCCCUCUCCUACCCAGAUACAGAUGUCAUCCUCAUGUGUUUCUCCAUUGACAGCCCCGACAGUUUAGAAAACAUCCCUGAGAAGUGGACUCCGGAGGUGAAGCACUUCUGCCCCAAUGUGCCUAUCAUCCUGGUGGGGAACAAGAAGGACCUGCGAAAUGAUGAGCAUACACGCCGGGAGCUAGCCAAGAUGAAGCAGGAACCAGUGAAGCCAGAAGAGGGACGUGACAUGGCAAACAGGAUUAGUGCUUUUGGCUACCUGGAAUGUUCUGCAAAGACAAAGGAUGGAGUACGGGAAGUGUUUGAGAUGGCCACCCGGGCUGCCCUGCAGGCCAAACGUGGGCGCAAGAAGACCUCAUGCCAGCUGCUGUAAUUCCUUCCCAGCCUGCCUUCCCUGCCAGCCAGCCAAGCCUUUGAGCUCUUAGCUUCCAGGCUUGCCUCUCUUGUGAUACCAUGGACUGGCAGGUCUCCUC